GAACAAACGGGUCCACACGUAAUUAUUCGGAAGCUAAAGGUAAUAUUACAUACGUAGCUGAAUUACAAGGUUUAAAUACCUACUAACGCCAUUUCUUCAUUCAUCAUCUUUCUCCAAAGUCCAAACACCCAAAAAGCAUAGAAUAAACAAAAAAUGGCUGGAGAGGAGUUGUUGAGACUGUUCGAGCAAAACUGGUCGGAGAGACUAAUUCUCAAGAAAGACAAAGAGAAUCUGAAUGGAAAAAGUCGAGAGAAGCAUGAAGAAACAGAGAUUCCAAAGAAAAAAGAAGAAGAGGAAGAUGUGAAGAAUUUUCCGGUGAGGUUUCUUGUAGAGAGGGCUAUGAGUGAUGAGACGAUGAUGACAACGACGAGUUCCAAGACAAGUUUGUUUAGUUCUUCAUCAGAUGAUUUGUUCUUGUCUCCUAGUCCUAGAUCUGUCUUGCCCGUUAAAGCAACGCCGAUGAAGCUUCAGACGAUUCUCUCCGGGAAAGAAGUGAACGAGUUUAGGAUUGCGGAAAGAGAGAGAGUACUUUCGGAGAAAAAAGAUCUUCAGAGGAAGAAGAUGAUGAUGAUGAUGAAGAGUAAUGUAAGAAGAAGAAGAAAGGGAAAGAGUAUGUCAGAUUUGGAGUACGAGGAGCUUAAAGGGUUUAUGGAUCUAGGUUUUGUCUUUUCCGAGGAAGACCAUAAAGACUCCGAUCUGGUUUCGAUUCUUCCUGGAUUGCAAAGAUUAGUGAAGAAAGAUCAUGAUGGAUUAGUGCAAGUAACAAAUAAAGAAGAAGGAGAAGAAGAAGACAAGAGCAAUGGAAACAGAGUAGCGAGACCGUAUUUGUCAGAAGCGUGGGAUCAUUGUGGAGGAAGAAAAGGAAAAACACAGAUCACGACGGAUAUAAAGUGGAGAGUUCCGGCGCCGGCGACCAAGGAAGUUGACUUAAAAGACAAUCUAAGGCUUUGGGCCCAUGCCGUGGCCUCCACUAUUCGAUGAUAUAUAACACACAAGUUUUGGGAUUCUAUUAAAAUGCAUGCAAACUUUUUCUGUAUCAAUACUUUUUGAUCGGUUUUCAAAAUUAUGUGAAUAAAAGAGAAAAAGUAUGUUCGAUCUCUCUAACUA
This is a messenger RNA of Camelina sativa (false flax), 1107 nucleotides long. RefSeq lists its product as uncharacterized. NCBI's taxonomy places the organism in Eukaryota, Viridiplantae, Streptophyta, Magnoliopsida, Brassicales, Brassicaceae. The record is from RefSeq and is a predicted model, not a curated record.